AUGCAGCCCAUAUUGAAUUUUGUGCUUCUAACCGUGUUCCUUUGUUACGGACACGCUGAAGAUGGCAAACUGCCACCCUACAUAAAGAAAUGCAACUUCAAAGCCGAGGGUUUCACCGAGUGCGUGAAGGAACAAAUCGAAAACAGCCUUCGUCCUUUCACAAAAGGGAUCCCAGAACUGGGGGUCCCCUCGACGGACCCGGUUAUUUUGGAAGACAUCAACAUCGAUGGAAAUGGUUUGAAGUUGACUUUCACGGAUGCUGCCAUGCACGGACUCAGUAACAGCAAACUGACGCAAUUAAAAGUGGACAUCGGUCACGAAGAGGAGGAAUUCAAUUUGGCUUUCAAGGGUAACCUAAGUUUGACCGCAAAAUACAAUAUCGACGGAAAGAUCCUUAUUCUACCUAUUCAGGGGAAUGGUGAUGCAUUGGUUAAAGCCCAGAACAUUGAGGUGAAUAUCCAAAGCAAAUUAGUCCACGUGAAAGACAGCAAGGGACAAAACCACCUGAAACUCGUUACGCCCAACUAUAACUACGACAUCCAAAGCACAACUUUCGACUUAAAGAACUUGUUUAAUGGUAACAAGGAACUAGCUGAAACAACUCUUACUUUCGCCAACCAAAACUGGAGACAGCUGAUGGAUGAUUUGGCGCCGCCCGUAGUGAAGCAAAUCGUUCGUACAGUCGUCAAGGCAAUAAACAAGUUCUUGGGCAAAGUACCAAUUCAUGAGAUGAUCGAUGGUUAUAAU
Messenger RNA from Iphiclides podalirius (scarce swallowtail), 747 nucleotides. NCBI's taxonomy places the organism in Eukaryota, Metazoa, Arthropoda, Insecta, Lepidoptera, Papilionidae. The record is from the annotation of a GenBank genome assembly.